Haliotis rubra (blacklip abalone) is the source of this 969-nucleotide messenger RNA. RefSeq lists its product as uncharacterized. The coding region runs from base 1 to 969 and encodes 322 amino acids. The transcript has 2 exons. The record is from RefSeq and is a predicted model, not a curated record. NCBI's taxonomy places the organism in Eukaryota, Metazoa, Mollusca, Gastropoda, Lepetellida, Haliotidae.
AUGACGCAUCCUGAUUGGUCACAUCGUUACAGCAGCCUUCACCUAGCGUCCAGAAAACUCCUCACUGAACGCAUCCGACAUCAUCGCAAAAUCAAGGCCACCUCCACGUCCGCCAUCAAUGAUCUCCACACCUCCCUCAGUUCCACCCUUGACCCAGAACUCUUCUCUUCCUUACGAACUGCCCAGACUACCGCCAACAACAAACUAGACACCUCAACUAAGACCGGACACAUCAAGAAACUACAAGAACUCACUGCCUCAGGAACCAAACGCAAGAAAACCACAGCACCAACUAUCAACAACACAGUCGUCAACCUUAGCAAGAAACAACUCACCAACCAACAGGUCAGUACCCUUGCCAAAGGUCUCAAAUUUGCCCCUACAUCACCCAAAAUCAACUCGGACAUGUUUAUCGCCAACAUUGAAAAGGGUCUCCAACAACUUGCACCCGGUGGAAAGGUUGACUUCCUCCGACACCAGAUCACCAGUAUUCUCCACAAAGCCCAGCCUCAGAAACCAAACAUCACACCAGCUGAGAAACAAGCCAUCAGACAACUUAAACAACAUCCUGAUAUUGUCAUCGCCCCAGCCGACAAGGGCAGAGCCACUGUUGUCUUAGACAAGGACCACUUCCACUCCAUGGUGGAUAACCUCCUAGAUGACACCUCAACCUACCAAAUGAUGAAGAGGGAUCCGACUACAAAGCUCAACCGUCAGCAUAAGGCCACGCUAAAAACGCUGCAUGAUAAAUAUGAACUCUCAACAGACCUGUAUCGUAAACUCACAGUAUCUCACCCCCAGCCACCUUAUGCCAGAGCAACAGUCAAAAUCCACAAGAACCCCGUUAAAACUCGUCUACUAGUCUGUUCCCGUGACACUGUAUUCUACAGUACUGCCCAGCACCUUACCCAAGUACUCUCCCCAUUAGCUGCUGCUAGUAUCAGCCAGGAGAUAAAUAGCAGCUCCUAG